Molecule: messenger RNA, 13197 nt
Organism: Tympanuchus pallidicinctus (lesser prairie-chicken)
Lineage: Eukaryota; Metazoa; Chordata; Aves; Galliformes; Phasianidae
Gene: UBN2
Product: ubinuclein 2
Exons: 17
Coding region: 16-3960 (1314 amino acids)
Cellular component (GO): nucleus
Source: RefSeq, a predicted model, not a curated record
GGGGGGCGGCGGAGGAUGGCGGAGCCGCGCCGGGUGCCGUUCAUUAGCCUGUCACCCGUGAGGCGCCGCGAGGCCGAGAGUCCGGCGCUGGAGCGGGAGCCGGGGGGCCGCGAGCCGGAGCCGCCGCCGGCGGGCCGCGAGGUGCCACUGACGGAGCCGCCGCCGCCGGCGCCCCGGGAGAGCGCCGCCCGCCUGGAGCCGCCCCGCGAGCCCGGCCGGCCCGAGCAGCCGCCGCAGCGGGAACCCCCCCGGCCCGAGCCGCCGCCGCCGCGCCAGGGCAGCCGGCAGGAGCCGCCGCCGCCGCAGGAGGCGCUCCCGCUCCGCCAGACGGUCCGCCUGGAGGUGGUGCUGAAGGACCCCACCGAGGAGGGCUGCGUGGAGUUCAGCUACCCGGAGCUGCUGCUCUGCAGGGAGGCGCGGAAGAAAUCUGUUCACUCAGAAGAUCCUUUCAACGAUGAACAACGUGAGCGGCACGAAGUGGAAGCACUAGCCAAGAAGUUCGAGGCAAAAUAUAGUGGAAAGCCCCACAAACAUCGGAAGGAUCGCCUGCAGGAUCUCAUUGAUAUAGGUUACGGCUAUGAUGAAACAGACCCUUUCAUUGAUAAUUCUGAAGCAUACGAUGAAUUGGUUCCUGCAUCCCUGACAACCAAAUACGGAGGGUUUUAUAUCAACACUGGUACCCUGCAGUUCCGCCAGGCAUCCGACUCAGAGGAUGAUGACUUUGCAGAGGACAAAAAGCAUAGGCCACCAAAAAUAGCAAAGUUAAAAGAAAGUGAAGAUCGUGGAAUGAAGAAGCGCAAGCGGAAAGAUGAAGGGAUGGAAAAGGAGAAGAAGCCUCGGAAAAUGAAAGUUCCUAAGCAGUUGGGAGUAAUGGCCUUAAAUUCACACAAGUCUGAAAAGAAGAAAAAGAAAUUUUAUAAAGACUCGCUCUCUCUGGCUGCCAUGAUCCGUAAAUUUCAAAAGGAGAAGGAAGCCAUGAGGAAGAAGGAAUCUAGUCCAAAACCUCCAGUGACUAUUGCGACCUCUACCCCUAGUAAAAUUCCUUCUUCCUCUCUCAGUGCAGGAAAUGAUAUCUCUGACUUGAAUCUUAAGAUCAGCGAUCCUGUCCUCUCCAUUUUUGGUAGCACAAAUGAACGUGAUCUCCUGCAAGAAACUGAAAGUGCCCUGGAGAUGUUGGGAGACAUUGACUUUGACAAGUUGCUUGAUGGCACUUCUGAUGGCAGCCCAGUAUCUGAGCUGUCAGGAGAAAAUGGAAAUGUCACUCAUGCAACCUACACCUCUCAGGUCAUGACACCCAAGCAGGUGCCUGCCCUCCCAGAAGGUCUGCCUAUGCUACUUGAAAAGCGCAUUGGAGAUCUUCGAACAGCUGCCAAGAUGUUUGAUGAGGAAGGCAGGAAGAAGUUUUUCACACAAGACAUGAAUAAUAUUCUGCUGGAUAUUGAGCUACAGUUACAGGAGAUAAAUCCUGCCAUCCGCAAUGGAGUGUACUCUCACCUUGAGGCUUUUGUGCCAUGCAAUAAGGACACACUGAUAAAGCGUCUGAAGAAGUUACACCUCAAUGUCCAGGAUGACCGCUUGAGAGAACCACUGCAGAAGUUGAAACUAGCUGUCAGUAACGUCAUGCCUGAACAGUUAUGCAAAUAUCAAGAGGAUUGUCAGGCCCGUAACCUAGCUAAGAAUGCCAAGUUGCAAACAGAAGAUGAACGAGAGAAAAAUGGAUCAGAGGAAGAUGAUGAUGAGAAACCUGGGAAGAGGGUUGUGGGGCCCAGAAAGAAGUUUCAUUGGGAUGACACAGUAAGAUCUUUGUUGUGUAAUCUUGUCAAGAUCAAGCUAGGAUGCUAUGAGCUAGAGCCAAACAGAAGUCAGUCUGCUGAAGAUUACCUCAAAACCUUUAUGGAAACAGAAGUGAAACCACUUUGGCCUAAAGGCUGGAUGCAGGCAAGGAUGCUUUUUAAGGAAAGCCGGAGUGUUCACAAUCAUCUCACUUCUGCUCCGGCAAAGAAGAAAGUGAUUCUGGCACCUAAAGCCAAAGUGAAGGACUCUAGUCCAAAGAAAGAACAGAAAACCUGUAUAUCUUCAGUUAAUUCAAGUUGUGUUACUGCAUUGAGUGCCGGUGCACCUGUCUGCACCCCAUCCAGCUCUAGCUGCACACCAGCUCCAGAGACUAUCUGCUUGGACGACUCACUGGAUGAAGACCUUUCUUUCCACCCGCCCUCACUGGACUCUAUUUCUGAUGCUCUUGCAGUUAUCAAUAAUGGUGCCAAGGGAUCUCCUCUUGGGUCUGCUAUAGAGACACCAACAUCUAGACCUCGCCCUGGGCUGAGGGAAGAGAAACUGGCAAGCAUUAUGAGUAAGUUGCCUUUGGCAACUUCUAAGAAAGUAGAGCCCGCUCAGACACCCCACUCAUCAAGUCUUAUUGCUGGUCACACAGGGCCAGUACCAAAGAAACCCCAGGACUUAGUUCACACUGGUAUUUCUUCAGGCCUUAUUGCUGGAUCUUCAAUUCAAAAUCCUAAAGUUUCCUUAGAGCCUUUGCCAGCCAAGCUACUUCAGCAAGGACUACAGAGGUCAAGCCAGAUCCAAGCUGCUGCUGCUUCUUCACAGACUCAUGUUUCUUCCUCUAAAACCCAAGCAGCUAUUUCUACCACCUCUCAAAGACCCAAGGAUGCUAACAUCUUGGUAUCAUCUUCUGAAGUUCAGGGUGGUUCUUCAGCAUCACAGAUGACAAAGGUGCACCAGCAUUCAGCUGUACAGCAGAAAUAUGUAUCUCCUUUACAAGCAACUAUUAGUAAAUCACAGACCAAUCCAGUGGUGAAGUUGAGCAGUAAUCCCAAACUGUCUUGCUCAUCGCCAGUCAUCAAAGCUCAAGAGAAGUCUGUAGUGUAUCGCCUGCCUUUGUCUAAUCCCUCAUCUGGAAGUGGCUCUCAAGUAUCUCACCCACUGGUUUCUCGGACAACAUCCAGCACCUCUACCUCUAGUAACUAUUUAGCCAAGGCUAUGGUGUCGCAGGUUUCUUCCCAGGGUUUCAAGCCUCCCUUCUCCAUGGCUGCCUCUCCCAAACCUGCUGCCUCUCCCAAGCCCACUGCAUCAAAGCCCUCUGUGACACCUAAGCCCAAUGCAUCCCCUAAGUUUUCAUCUAAGUCCACCUCAUCCCCCAGGCCUGCAGCAACACCCAGUUCUUCCAGUUCAAGUGCACUAGUUUCCCAGAGUAGUCACUCCAGCAACACUCCCCUACAUAAACAGACCAGUGGUGUAAAUAUCAGCAGGCAGUCUCCCACAAUGAAUUUGCUGCCCUCUAAUCGCACCUCAGGCCUUCAGCCUGCAAAGAACCCUCAGGCUUCUUCAAAAUUACCCAACUCUUCUCCUUCUGGAACUGUUGGUAAAACUAAUUUGGGUGGAGUUGGAAUGAAUGUACCUGCCAGCAGAGGCAGUAACCUUAACUCAAGUGGAGCUAGUAGGACUAGUCUGUCUGGGGGAGCAGGAAGUGGAACACAGGGUGCUACUAAACAAUUGUCAACUCCACACAGACCAUCUUCUGCCUCAGGGUCUCCAGUUGUAGCAGCCAGUGUGCAGUCAACAGCAGGAGCAUCAUUACUGGCUAACGCCUCACCUCUGACUCUCAUGGCAUCACCCCUGUCUGUAACCAGUCAGAACGUGACAUCUGCACCAUUAACUCCUUUUGGGAUGCUGGGUGGCCUUGUUCCUGUGACUGUGCCCUUCCAGUUUCCCUUGGAGCUGCUUGGCUUUGGGACGGACACAGCUGGAGUGACAACCACCUCGGGAUCUACCUCAGCGGCUUUCCACCACAGCCUAACUCAAAACUUACUGAAGGGUUUACAGCCAGGUGCUCAGCACGCAGCAGCGUUAUCUCACUCACCUCUGCCUGCUCACUUGCAGCAAGCUUACACAGAUGGAGGCCAAAGUAAAGGGGACACUAAGUUACAGCGGAAAAACCAGUGACUUCUGGACAAGCAAGGGAGCUGAAGCAGUUCUGGUUGGCUGACAGAAUCUGCCCAGUUGGGGAAGUGCUUAUUUGUCACAGGGCUGCUGUUUCUGUCGAUGUUUACAUAUUCUGAUCCCAAGCACUGUGGUGAGAGGAAGAAGAAAAAGAAAACAAUACUUGAUCAAAGAGAGAAGGAAAAAGGGAGGACUGGUCCUCCUCCUGGUCAUGCAGACUGGUCAUAGUUUGAUCUCGCCUAAAGAAACAAACUUUUUUUCAUUGUUCUGAUUGGCUUUUAAAAGAAAUUGAUUGUCAAACCCACAGCAGCACAAACUUUUUUUUUUUCUGGGUAAUCUUCAAUAAAGAGUUAAAAUAAUGAGAGGAGCUAGAAUAGGUUUCUCCAUCUAUUGCAUGAGGUGAAGUCAUCUACUUUAUUAGUUCCUGAAGUGCCCGGUAUAAGAUUAUAUGUAGGUCCUGAGUGUACCAUAUGGCUUUGGGCCAAAGGUUGUGUAGGGUAGAGGUGGUGCUGGGAUACUUUGCAUUGUAUUUAAAAACUUACAGAAAUGCAGGUUCUGAUGUGGGCAUUCUUCCAGCUUUACAAGGUUGUUUGGCUAUAGAGAGCCUACAUUAAUCUCAAGGAGCUGUCUUCAAAAACAGAUCUCCUGGUACAUGAGAUGUGAGAGACUACUAGGAAAGCAUUUGAUCCUUGCUUUUUUUUUUCUUUUUUUAACAUAAUGAUUCUUACUCAAGGGAGGAAAGAUGUUUGGAAAUUUUUCAUCUUAAAGAAAAGGAAAAGCCACAUAUUGUUGGUCAGGCUAGCGUUUCUUUCCUACAUCUGUUUUUUUUAAAGGCAUUCUAUGAUUAUUUUUUUUUCUGUCUCUCCGUUAACCUUUCUUUUCCUUUCCCUUUUGUUUAUCCUACUAAAAUUAAGUAGUGUUCUAUCGCAUCUUUUAUGAAACAUUUUAAAUCUUUCUCAUCUUUUGUGCAACUGCUCCCAAAAGCCAUGCAUUAUCAUGAUUUGCUAGUAAAGGAAAGCGGGAUGUGACUUACUCCAGAGCCAGGUUGAUAUUGCUUCAGGCAUUAGCCAAAGAGGAGUCGUUCAAGAGCGACCAGAGGUGCCUUCUCUUCCGGGGGCUGAUUGGGUUGCCUCCAGCAUUUCUAGCCCCUGCUGGCCUGAAGUUUCCAACCUGAACUCUUCCUUACAUGGUAGCACAAGACGGCAAAGCUGGCUUUUUUUUUUUUUCUUUAAUAGCAAUACAUGGACUGGUUCAUUUGUAAGGUUAGGAGGUAUCCAGCACAUGUUGCACUUUUGCCACUAGAACAGAACUAUGCUGUUGAGUCCCUUGUGCUGUCAGAUGAAAGGUGAGAAUAGCAGAAACUAAAAUAAACCAUAAUAAGAAAGAAGCAUCUAAAAUGGCAUUAUGUCCUUCUCCUUCAACCCUGAAACAUUCCUUUGAUCAGAGAUGCUGAAAUUCUUAAUACCUAGUCUUUCCAGUAGUUUGAGGUGAGUUUGAGCCAGUGACUACAGGUUGUCUCACCUUCCAGAGAUACUUUGACUCACAGAUAAGGAAUCUUCAGUGUUUUUUGCUAGAUUAACUUAUAGCUUUCAGGUUACUUUUACAUGUGACUUAUUUUUCUUAGACCAGAGAACAAUUUCUUUUCUAUUUAGAGCUCAUUUUAAUUUUAUAUAAAAAUAUAUAUAUACAUGAAUCUAAAAUAAUAUAUAUUGUGUAUUUAGUAUAAAAAUGUUGGGUUGAGCUCAGCAAUAAAUGUUUUUGCACAACACUUCUGUGAAAGACACAUUGAAUUAAAAUAAGAUACAUUAGUUCUUGAAUUUCACUCAGUAGCGUCAGCCAAUUAGAUGCUUUUUAGCUAAUGUUAAUGUUUUGUAUGUGGCAUGUUGAUUAGAUGAGCUUGCAUCUCAGUCAGGGUUAUUUAGAGUUGAAACAUACAGCUACAUAGACUCUUGCAUUCCUAAUAAUGUGCGUAUUCUGUUGAACAUUAAAUCCCACAAGCUAUCUAGAGUGCAACUUUAUCUGAUUUUCUUUCUCUUCUCCAGGAAGGGUUGAAGGAAGAGAAGUUUUUGGAAGCCUAACAAUGUUAAUUCUCUGAAUUCUGUCAAACCUGAUACAUUUUUAAUAAUGCAAGUAGCUAAGGGAGUUGCAGCAGUGAGCCAUCAAGCAGCAAUAUAUUAAAAACAAAUAAAACACCAUCACAGCAACAAACCACACUAAAAACCAAAAAAACAACCAAACAAAAAAAAAACAAAACUACCAAACAACCCUGUCCUAAGAGUUCUACCUCUUCUGUGUUUUCUUCAUCAAGGCAUCUCAUUCAAAUUGGCAUCUUUUGUCUUCGUAGUUGCUUCAUGAAAUUUUCGACUGGGAGACUUAUAAUAACAGCACAAAUUUCCUUUCAACAUCCCUCUCUUCCUGGAAGUGUGCCUCGCCUUCAGUUGAGGGGUAUCUACUCCAAAUCUGGAGGCUAGGAAGUGAUCCUGUCUGUGUGGCCUGUUGAGUCUUGAGGAAUGAGCGAACUGGUGAAAAUAGGUAGGAAGGUGGCAAGCAUGAAGAUGACCAUUCAUUCUUCCUGAAGCACGUUCAGACAGCCCACUGGAGGCUAGCUGUUUUCAGUUGUUAUAUUCCUGAGCUGCUUGGGGUCAGCAGCAUAAUGAUGGGAAGGAUCUGCAUUGCCUUUUCCCUAUUCUUCUGUGUUAAGCCAAGCAAGGCCAAAUUAAAGGAAAUAACAGAGCGGUUCUGAAUGACCUUUGCAGGUUGCACAAACAGGAUGGGGAAGUGAAAAAUUUCUGCAAUGUCCAAAUGCAAAAUUAACUUGAUGUUUUACUAUUUUCUGCACAGCAGCUCUCCUAAGGUCAUUUACCCCCAGAUUUUUACUCCUUUUUAAGGGCCUUUGGUAAUAAAUACACUAUAGUUGUACUUAUUAAAUAACCCUCAGUAUUCACAAGCAAUAAGAAAGCCAAGUAGAGCUGUCUUUUCCAAGCAGCAGGGCUGAACUCGGUUUGGGGUCUGUACAUGAGCUACCACGUCAAGCUCACUGAAAGCCCCAAACAAAUGCAAGCAAUAAUUUCAAACACAGGUUUUAGAUGUUAAAACCCUGCGGGUAAUGUUUUCUGCAACAUGAUCCAAAGUCCCAAAAGCCACGGUAGCUAUUUUAAAUCCUUUUGAGACAUUUGCAUAGUAAGAAAGAAGGUGGCAGGCUAGACGAAAAAUGGGCAGCAGAAUUUCUGAUACCUUGGACUGUUACUGCGGUAUUCUCUCGCUCCAAGAUGCUAACGGCCUAAAUCACUUUGUCCAGCCUUGUCAGUUGAUGCAAGACAUGAUUAAUACUGAAUUAGUAAGUCACAAGUGUGGAUGCUGUGGGUUUCACAUCUGUUUUCUGCUAAUCAGAAGUAACUUUUAAUUGCCUGGGUUCUGCUUCUUGUUUGAAUCCAAUCAGAGUUGUCUGAUGCACAGAUCUGGGGGUGGGACAGGUGCCAAGAGCCUGUUUCAGUCCCUCAGUCCCAUUACCUGACCCUUCCUCCACACUCCUUCUCCACUCGGUGCAAGAUCCUUGAGGACAUGAAAACAGAGAAAUCCUGCAAUCUCCCAGUCUGACAACAGUUGUGUGAACCAUUAACCCUCUUGGAGUCGUCUUGGACCCCAACUAACCUUAUCACAUUUGCUGCUACAUUCAUAAAAUGAACUUUUUGGCUGUAUUUAUUAGCAAAAUUUAAUCUAGUUUACAGUUUGUUUUCUUUUGAGUAGUUUUUGCCCACAAAUGGAUUAGAGGUGUUGGGGUGUUUGGGUUGUGGUUGUUUUUGUGUUGGUUUUUAGUGGGUGGUUGUUGUGGUUUUUGUUUGGUUUUGUUGUUGUUGUUUUUGAGUGAAUUGUUAAAGGCACAGUAGUCCCUCUCCUGUUUUUGUUCUGGAGGUUGUUUUUUUGUGGGUUUUUGUUUUUGUUUUUUGGCAGAUGGCAUUGCAGGAAAGCCUGCUGUUAGGCCAAGCCGUGGAGGGAUUCCUCCCACACCUUUCAUCUUUUGCUGAACUGGGGGGAAAUCACUAAAGGGACACUGGCUUUUUGUUUCAGAAAAUGAUGCAGAAAGUUAAAGCAGUAGGUAAAUGAUUUAAUUAACACUUUAUGCAAUUUUGAUUUUGAGAAAAAUUUAAGUUGGUAGCUUUUUUGAUUGGCCCGAGCUCUGGUGAAAUGGCUGUUACCCUCCAUGACUUACUUGAUUCAGGCCUUUGUCCUUUGUUUAAGUGCCUUUUUUUUUUUUAUUUCCCUACCCUCUUUAAACUGUUCUCAGAGAUCCUGAAGUGCUGGAAGGCAUUUUGGAGGAAAAUCUUAAGCUUGCCAAGGUGGCUUUAUGCUGUUAUACUAUUUUUCCCUUUUGUAAAAAAAAAAAAAAAAAAAAAAAAAAAAAAAAAAAAGGAAAAAAAAAAAAGAAAAAAGUAUGUAAUGUAUGUGACUCAUAGCUGCUGUACCAUGGCGUUGGUUCUGUAUGUUUGUCCUUUCUUUUCUCUCACACCUGCACACACUCGCACACAGCAGUUUUCCUUAGGCUCCUGUCACGCACAGUGCGCCGUUCUGCUGUCUCUGUUAAUGUUUGCAUACGAAGAAUGAACACUUGGGCAAAGGUGGCAGUGCAGUAAAGGGGUGUGUGUGUGAGUGUGUAAACGUGUGUGACAGAAAGGAAGAAGCGGCCAAUGGGAAUGGAACUUCGUGCAUUUUUCUCUGAAGGUUUUAAGUUUGGGUCUUAGUUCACAAAUACAACAGACGACUUUAAAUACUGGACCACUUCACACUAUUACUGAAUUUGAAGCAAAUGUGUGGCUAACAUAACUGUAAGGAGUGGGGAAAGAAGGUUAAAAUAGCUUUCAACAAGUUUUAGUGGAGAUGAAUCGCAAGGAAUCCUGUGUACAGCUUGUCAUGUCUUUUGACACUGGAUUGUGCAAGGAUUCUUACAUUUACUAAAACCGUCCCUUCCUACCAUGUGUUAUGUGUAAGAAGGAACUUGUUACAACAUGCAAGAGUGCAACUACUCUGAAGUUUAACUUGACUGUACUUUGCAAGCUUGCCUAAAUCAUUCACAUCAAGUACUUGUCUUGUAGUUUUUCUUGCUGAGAUUUCAUUUGUUCUCUUAAAAUAACAAACAGUAAGAUCAUGUAUUGUUAGGUGCAGAACACUAAAAACAGUGUCUGCUUGUUUCCUUGUCUCUGACAAAAUUAGCAAUCUGUAGUGGAACUUCUAGUAGUUUUAAUAGUUCUGUGCUGAGGAUACAUGUAACUUACUAUUGUUGCAAACGUGUACCUGAAAUUAGCAAUUCAUUUGUUGAUCAAGUGCUAGACUUACACAAGCAUCACCAGACUGCUAGUUCUGUGAUGUGUUUCCACUGGGGAAGAUACAGUUUUGAGUUGCAGUAUGAAAAGGGUCUGUUUACCUUCUCUUUUCAGAAAAACCAGAGUGAGAAUGGCUAGAAGAGUCCUUCAUACUGAGGUUGACAGCCCAUCUAGAGAGCUAAAAGUAGGAUAUCAAAUGCAACAUGUUCCUGUGGCUGAAAACAGCCUGCUAUAUCGCGUUCAAGUGAACCUGCUUAAACUAGGCAUAGCUUUUUGUUUCUUUUCCUGUUGUUGUGGUUUUGUUUUUUUUUAAUCUCUACCAGUCUAAUGGUGCCAGUCGGAAAGAAUGCUAUUGCUGGUAGCUUGUUCAGAUGGAGUUAGAGUGCUUCCUUAUCUGCCUUAUGUAAGCUGCUGAGAGCAACUUCAGUAGUUGGCCAAAUCCACCCAUGGCAGUGAAUUGCUCCUACUUGUCUCUUCUGCUGUUAGUUCCUUUCAGGCAUGUCUGCUCUUCAUCCUAGGCUGAUUGACAGAUCAGGUAUCCACAGCUGGUGCUGCUAGUUGCAGUGCUUUUCACACGUGGCUGUUCAAAAAUCAGUGUCUGCUACUCUAGAAAUCACUGCCUAAGUUAAGUAGGCUGACUUGGCAAAAUGAAAGAUUACCAUUGCAUUGGGGAGUGCCCUGGCUGUGGAAACUUCUGGUGUGGCUUCGUUGCCCAUAUUCUGUGACCCAGUGAUAACCCUGCUGCUGUAAUAGCCUUUGGGGGCUGUGGGAAGCCCCACUGCUGCUGUGUUACGCUGAGAGAUCUCAGCAUGGCAAAACUGGGGAAGCACAAAGGUUCCCUAGGGCCAUUUUUUUUGCACACUCCUUGUAGAUGAUACUGUGCUAAUCUUGUCAGUAGUCAAGGACAUAGUUCUGUUAUUUUGUAGCCAUUUUUUUUGACAGCUAUAGUUCUACAGAGCAACUCUAGAAGAAUGACAUUUUUGUGUUUUGUAUCUAGAAGUGAAUUUCAGCCUCUCCCCUUGCCCUCAGCUCCCGCAAAUAUAAUAACCAUUAACUAACAAGUUUUUCUUCAUAGUGAAGUAAUCCAAAACAAGCAGUGCACACUAACUCCUAUCAUGCUCCAGGAUAUGCAAAUAUAUUCUAGGAACAGGUACAAUUACAUUUUGUUACUGUCCACUAUCGAGAGAAAAAGGUGAGAGAAUUGACCCAAACCAGUUGGGAGAUAACACUGCUGCAGACCAGGCCAAGCAGCUGCUGACACAGCCAGAGCUCCUUUAAGACUUCUUAGAUUUCACCGGUGGAGUAGGAGGUGGGAGAAGAAACAUUCUUGUGUUCUCAACUUUCUCCAGAUAAGGCCUUAGUUUGAUUAGUAGUCACUAAUAUCAACUAUGCAGAUAAGUAUUCAUUACAUAUUUAAGUGUUACGUGCGUUCCUUCCCCCAGCUACCCUGUUAACAUUCGUUCAAGUUUUACCCAAAGAAAAUGGAAUAUUUUUUGAAUGUCUUUAGAACUCCUUUUGUUAAAGUGAAGAAAGAAAUUUGUAUAUUAAAAAAGAAACCCUCUUGCUGGUGCAACACCUACUGUCAAGUCUCAUGAAGUUGCUUCAUGAGGGAAUCUAAAAUCACCUCUUUGACAGGUUUCAGUCUGAGAGCUUCUGGAGUAGUCAGCUCUCAAAAUUGGUUUUAAGAAGCCGUAGUGAUGUUGUUUAUUAAUGUGCAAAGUGGAUACGGGGAGAAGAUAAUGAGAUCCUGUGUUUCCUUCCACUAUCAGAAGUGAAUUAAAUCAGUUUCUCAGUUAAAUGAAGUUGUUUCUAAACAAGGGCAGGUAUGAGCUACACAGUAGCUGGAUCUUCAAAUAAAAGCAAAAUUGUGAUUCCCCCGCUAUUCCUGACUGAUCUUUUAGUCUUGUUUGUAACUACAAAUAACAGUUUAGCUCAGAGGUGAGAACUGUAGAGUGUGUAUUAUGACUGGUAAUUCCAUCAUGUAGCAAUUAGUACCAUGUUCUUGCAUAGUUCUCAAGAUCUCUGUUGAAAAUAGAUGGAGAAAUACUAUUUUUGGACUACUAUUUAAAAAAAAAUACAAAAUUCAUUACUGCUAUUUUCUCCAAAAAGUCUACUGAGCAGUUAUAUUUUAGCUGUUAAAUUAGUACCCUUGUUCUGUGAUUUGUCUUUUGUAGUCUUCUUACUGAGGGUUAAAAGCAUUUCAUGAAUAAUCCCUGAAAAUGUUGGUAUUUUCUAGCUUAAAGUCAGGUUGCUUAUAAUAAAAGGGCAUCUGUGGUUAUAACUUCUGGUGAUAUAAGAGCACGAUGUUCAGACUAUUUCAUUGAAGAUACAGGUGUGGAUGCAAGUCCCUGCAGUUCUGCCUGGUGAUGGGGCUGAAUCAGGAGCAGAGCUUUCAAAUAAAUCCCUGCCUACCCAGCUAGUGGCAGCAGGGUCCUCCCACUGACAGAAGUUUAGCCUCUACUCUUUGUUGUCACAUGUAGGAUGUGUACUUUUAGCAAGUUUAAAUAUAAUCAGCUUAACCCCACCUGACUUGCUGAUCCCCAGGUGAAUGAAGGAAGCUAUGUGAAGUCAACAGCAGAGAAAAUGGUGGGCAAAGCAUUUUCCUGCCUUUCUUGGUGUAGCUUGAAACAGUUGGUCACUUGUCUUAAAACUGGCGUUCUUCGUAGGCCUCUGCCCUAAGCAAAGUGGUGCAAGAUGGUAGACCUCUCUGAAUUGGUGAUUCCUGUGAUGUUCUACUCAGUUUAGUGUGAAUUUGCUUCGGAUCACCUUCCUGCUUUUUAAUACUUGCCUGUUUCAGAUCAUCAGGCUUAGUAUCAGAGAAUCCUCACAGCCAGGUGCUUACCUGGCUUGCUCUCCAGAGAAACUCCCCUGUGAAAUGCUUCCCUCUUGUGACCGCAAGCCUGAACAACCAAACGCAGCUACGGCUGGGUGAUUAGCACCACUUUCUUUUGGAUUUUUAGAGAGGUGUGUUCCACUAACGUCAAGGAAUACUGUAUUUUAAGUGUGUGAUUUCCUUCCUCUCUCCUUAUAAAACUGGACCUGAACACAAGUUUUGAGUUGUUGCUUUUUUUUUUUUUUUUUUUUUUUUUUUUGGUAAUAAUCUCAGGACCUGAAAGAUUGUAGCAUUUAGUGUGUCUUAAAAAUGAUGUACUGUACCAGCCAUGGAUUUUGUAAAUACACCUGUCUCCCUUUUUUGUAUUUUAAUUUUUUAAAAAUGUGUAAGGCUCUUUGUCAGAGGAACUGGUGCCUGCUUUAUUUCCAUCCUGAACUGAAGAGGGAGAAGGAAGAAGCUGCUGCCACAAAAGCCUGCAUCGUUUUCAAAUGUGUACAGCUCUGGUCAGUUCAGUGACUAUUAGUUUUUUUUGAUUGGGAAGCUGGUUUGUUCUCUUGCACAUUCCCAGCUGUGACGGGCAAAGCCCUAUCAGGGAGACUAAUUAAAUCUCUUGUGACUACUCUGUGUUUUCACUCCUUCCAGAUGCUCAGGUUUCCAUCCCUGAGACAGGUGGCAUUUUCAGAAGUCAGGGUUAUUGGUUAUUACUGGGUUAUUGGGCUUGGGCUUCUGCAAGAAGAGCUGCAGAGCGUUGCUUCUCUUAGUGCUUUGGUCCAAACAGGUAGCAGUGUUUGUGUCCUACAAGAAGCCUUGCAGGUGCCACCUGCUUCACCCAUUCCUGGAAGGAUUUUUCCCUCUUUUUUUUUUUUUUUUCCUUCUCCAUUCUGCUUUCCUGAAAGCAGAAGACUUUUUGGCAGCGGUUUUGCUCUGGGCUCCAUGUUUAGGCAGCAGGCCCUGUUCUGCAGUAGGGGCCUUACGCAGUUGGGUGUAGCUGUGCCCUGUCCUUGAUGGCGACAGGCUUUUUCAUGAGUGUUUUCUUUUUUAUCUGUUACGUGUCUGUGCUGUAUUAAAUAAAGAGGAAUGUACAUAUGA